Anopheles funestus (African malaria mosquito) is the source of this 1157-nucleotide messenger RNA. RefSeq names its product endocuticle structural glycoprotein ABD-5-like. The transcript is spliced from 2 exons. Lineage: Eukaryota; Metazoa; Arthropoda; Insecta; Diptera; Culicidae. Gene Ontology annotation, cellular component: chitin-based extracellular matrix. The record is from RefSeq and is a predicted model, not a curated record. The coding region runs from base 360 to 722 and encodes 120 amino acids. Gene Ontology annotation, molecular function: structural constituent of chitin-based larval cuticle.
GCAGCAUCUUCGCUGUCUGAAGAUGUGUGUCAUUUCAGUCACAUUUAUAAAUGCACCGAAAUGCGCUUUCACCGCCAGACUAGCAGUGUGGAUGAUAGUUUGUGUAUUUACGAAUGAAAUACGUACGGAAACAAACUCUAUUUCGGCACGAACAUGUUAUCGUGCAUGUAUUUGUCUGUUUUGUGUCCCGUUGACAAUCAUAACCUUGAUCUAUCCCAGUGUGUAGCAUUUUUGGCACCCGUUCAGCGCAGCGCAACUCAAGUCGCUGACCGUCGAUCUAGCAGAAGCUGUUUGGUUGAAUAUUUCAGUAUUGAAUUUACACUCCUGCGAACUGGACUGAUAAAACCGCUCAGGAAGUGAUGGGCUUUACAUCUCGUAACUGGAUUGUAGCAACGGCCAUGGUGCUGGCCGUAACGUCUGUCUUUGCGGCGCCGGUGCGAAAUUUAGAUUCUGAUCUAAUUUUCUACGAUAAUGCGCGGGAUGACAGUGGAUACAGCUUUGCGUACAAAACUAAGGACGGGCAGUAUCGCGAGGAACAAGGAUACAUCGAUCCGGAAACGGGCAUCUUAAGAGUGACGGGCUUGUAUCGCUUUGAGAGCAACGAUGGUAAGACGUACGAGUACAACUAUGAAGCAGAUGAGAAUGGAUAUCGUAUCGUGCCGAAGCCUCCUCCUGCUGCAUCUCCUAUUUCCAACACGGUGCUACUAUCUCUCGUUGGUUGAAGAGUGCAUCGGUGAAUACUACGGCAGAUGUUUGCUGUGUACGAGGGAAAAAAUAAUUUUGAUUGAUUGAGCAACAUCAAAGAGCUGAAUGUUUUUCGUAAAUAAAGUGCAAAACUGAGAGAAAAAAGUCGUAUUUUUUUGUUUGCAAUUGUAUUAAACAAAAAACAUUCAAUUUUCUGAGGUCUAUUCUAACAUCAUGGAAGGUCAGGUUCACACUUGAUCGCCUUAAUCGCUUAUUGAUGUACAGUUUUUAUACCAAAACCUGCCUUAAAAGCGUGCGCCUUCAUAUGUGCGAAUUACAGGGUUUCUCGAUAAAUACGAAACACGAAAUCAGAAAACAAAAUAUAAUAGAGAAUACAAAAUAUAAGAUCAGAUACGCUUAAAAUCCUCAAAUAUAGCAUCUCACCUUUCCAAGAUAGUGAUCGUUAUUGUUCG